Molecule: messenger RNA, 6575 nt
Organism: Malaya genurostris
Lineage: Eukaryota; Metazoa; Arthropoda; Insecta; Diptera; Culicidae
Product: zinc finger protein sens
Exons: 7
Coding region: 2544-4742 (732 amino acids)
Cellular component (GO): nucleus
Source: RefSeq, a predicted model, not a curated record
ACUGUAUUACUCGGUCAGUCGGUCUAGAGGUACGACAUCAGUAUAACGUUUUUUUAACCAGCGCGCGACUGUCAUUUCUGCUGCUGCUUCUACGACCCAUCCCGUUGAUCCGCCGUUGGUCCACCCUUCCCGGGGGUAGAAAAGUAAAAAACGCCUACCCCUUUCAACACCCAUUUCGGUGGCUUUUGGUUGAUGCAGCGCAAAGUACAACCGACGGAACCGUGUUGCGGUGUUGAAAAUUUGCCGCCGGCUUACGCGCGAUCCACGAUUCUGACGGGGGAGACCUAAACGGGCGAAUCGGCGACGAAAGAAAAAUAAAGAAACGAAGAAGCAGAAGUGUUCUAAUCGGGGAUCAUCCUCAUCGUCCGUUGUGUUGAAGAGCAGUGUUAUUCCUUCGGUCGCUAGACAAAACAGAGUGCAGUGCGGUGUGGUGUACGUUUGGGAGCCGAAGCAGCCCACCCAGUAGAGUAGACCAGUAGCUCCGUGAUCGCGCUUAUCGAAGGUGUGUUGUUUUGAACAGAGGUGUUGUGUUGUUUUUUUUUUUCGCUAAUUUAGAUCACAGGAAAAGAUUGCUAUCGCGUAAUGAUAACCCCAAUAAAAAAGAUUAGAAAGAAGAGCAUAGUUGCGGGAUUGUGAUCGUGAAGAGCAAAAAAAAAACUUUACCCAAAGGAUCAGUCAAUUGCACCGAAGCAAAACAGUUUAGUGAAAGAGGCGCAACCGAGCAGCGGCAGAGCCCAGAGUAACGAAACAGAAAAAAAACCGUAGAUCAUUAAUUAAUUUUACUCUGUCGAGUGGAAAAUUAUAUGUAAAUUUCUUUUUGCGGGGUGUUUGUGUGGGCCAGGCCUCAUCGGAUCGUACGGUAGGAGAAGAGUGAAGUAACAAAAAAAAAAAGAUCCCCAACCUCGAGCCCAGAUAGAAAAGUGUUCCCCAGCUAGUAGUGUUUGGGUAAACAUACAUUCGGAUGGAUGAUGGUCGGUGAAAAGUUUGAUCGAAGAUAAGCCGCCGCCGCAUGUUAGUCCGGAUGAUGAAGAGUUAAAAUGCCAUCGGGAAAACCGCAUAGUUCGAGCCUUCGCAGAAACUUCAUCACCACCGAGCCGAGGGUUAUGCGAUAGAGAGAGAGAGAGAGAGAAAAAAAAACCAACGUCUCCCCUCAUCAAGAAAGUAGGUGGGAAGUAGGUGAAAAAUUCCACCUCGCGGAAGACGGAUGCUGCCAUAUCCGAGCUUGCACGACGGUAUCUAUCUGUCAUCGGCAGCAAAAACCGCCCCUCCCCCCUCCUCCCCCAUUCUGUUCGAGUGUUAGUGCGCGUGUUUUCUGGUUUGGCCAGCGUGUGGACGGGAGACGAAAAAAAAUAUUAGAGUUUUGAAGAGGUGAAAACGGAAACAAGUGAGACAAAUUUCGAGUGAUUAUCUGAUGCUGCCGGGAGCCCCAUUGGGUCUCUAAAACCGUGGUGCAGACGAAAGGCUAGGAGGGAGAGAAAAAUAGAAAAAAAGAUCGCUAAGCGUGGCUUUAGUUUCCCCGUCGACGACCCUCCCACCUCCUGUGGGUUUCUCAGCCCCAAGUGAUUAUUUGAGUUUGAGGUUUUGAGUCACACUGUGCCGGGCCCGAAAAUAAGGAAGCAAAUAAAAUAGAAAAAAAGAGCAACCUAUUUACAGUUAGCCUACUGCGACGAGAAAAGAAAAAUAUUUUACUCGAUGAGCAAAAAAAAAAAAGUUAUGAGCAAAAGGCAUUUGACAAGUGAGUGAAGCUCCGAAGUGAAUUUUGUGUGCGCGAUUCGCGAAUGGAUUAAACUAGGAAAGAGGCAGACAAAAAGUGAAAAACAUCUCACAGGAUUAACUUUUGACAUUUCGUCCAGCAAAUCAAACUGCGCCGUCUGUGGAUUCAUUUGUUUGUGCCGAUUGUUGUGCCAAAAAAAAAACAAACCUAGCAGCAACAGCAGAUCCGAAUCAGAGUGGAAUUUUUCGGACCCGCAACUUCUGAUCCGCCAACAUAAUCCAUGCAACUGUCUAAUCAGGUUAGUGCGUACGAUUAGACGAAUGUGAUAUUCAAAUGAACUUCGACGGACCGGUUUUAGGCAUUAGGAAAGAUCAUCAUGACAACGAAAUGACAACUUCUGAUCUCAUCUGCUCUAAUUUGUUGGAAAAACUGUGCACAAUCGGAGGAUGACCGGCGAUCAUUGGGCCCAGUGAGCAGAGCACGGACCAUCCACCAGACCCCGCCUCUGUCAGGAAAACGAACGUCGAUAAAGUAUGCAACACUGCCCUUCUUCGGAUGCCAGCAAAGUCGAUCCUGCUUCUUCUUCCUCGCACCGUCCAACGCCGACACUGAGUGAAUUUCGAUAGUCGCGAAUCGGGGCGGCAUGCAAAAAUACCCGACUCAAUUUAAAAACGUUUAAAUUUUACCAAUCUCUAUCCGUUCCUGCGGACUGCGGACUCCGGUCGGCCCGGCAUGGAACGGAACCUGUACGUUUAGUUGCUUCGUGUCGGGGAUUUGGGUUUUGCUGUUAAUUUUUAACGAAGCAAUCAAAGUGCAAUCGGACAUAUUUAUGUUGGAAAUCAUCUCGAAUGGCAUAAUGACUUCAUCGGGUAUGGACAUAAGUGAAACGUUUCGACCUGAAGAUCUGGGAAAGACGGACUUUUUCGACUAUGUGACCACCGGCACGACCGCAGAAAUGACCGUCAGUGGUGGUGGUGCUGGAGGUGGUGGCGUACCUGGCAGUAGCACCGUGGGGAACAACGGUGGCAGCAGCACAUCCACCAGUGGGAACGGUGCGACAGUGGCAAUCGAUCGACCCCCUGGGAUCCGACCUGGGAACGGUGAUGCUGGAGGUGGACCCAGCACGGGUAGUAAUCGAAACGGUCCGGAAGCCAUUAAUGGAAGUGCAUCGAGUCAUACCGGAGGGCUGACGCCGGCAAGCGGGAACAGUGGCACCGGUUCCACGAACACCACCUCCACCAGCACCAAUAGCAAUAAUCAGCCGCUGCAAGGAUUCGACCAGUUCUGGGGACCGGACAAGGAUGCUAACCGGCUCGAUCAAACGAUGUUUGACGAUAUCAACCGGUACUGCUGGAUUCAGCAACAAAACAAUGGUGCUGGCCAGCCAACCGGAAGUAAUCCCGUUAGCAAUGCAGUAACGGACACCGAUGGACAGAUCUACACCCUGACAGUAUUGAACGGUAAUCCGGAGCCGUGGGUCCUACGGAAGGAUCAUAAUGCUUCGGAGCCACCUCCUCCUGCGUCGAAUCUCGAUCUCGACACCAUACUCGGAGGCUUCCCCGGGUAUGUGAAAACAGAGUGCUUCUCCUACGAUGACAGUGGCUUCGGCACCGAUCAUCACGGCAAAGAAGACCCUCAGCAUCAGCAACAACAGCAGCAUCACCUGCUAAGCCAACAUCAACAACAGCAGCAGCAGCAGCACCUUCACCAGCAAGUACAACAAAUACCUGUGACAUCCACAAACAUCGUGCUAUCCAACAGCCUGAUGGAUCCUAGUAGUGUGAUAGCGUAUCAAAACAACAACAACAACGACUGGCAAAUGUCAGAUCACAAUGUGAUAGAGCAUGAAACGCCAGAGUCUCUGCUGCGCAGUGCACUCCAGGGUAAAGGUUAUACCAAGGGAGCUGCCGUUCAGUUACAGAACGGUAUAACGGUGAUACCCGCCGGUCAAAUCAAGGAUGAAGAACUUCGAAGAGUUCUUUAUCCCGGGGACGCGGAAACAUUAGCGUAUGCAGACUCUACCCUAUCGAACCCGCUUUUCGAUGAAUCUGCAAUGCAUUCCCCUAGCUCCAACAACCCACAACAUCAAGCCCAUCCGGCGGCAGUCGGUGAUCUCGGUUCCGGUGUAGUCGUCGACGAUAUGUUUCUGACGCUCGAUUCGGCUUUCACUGAGGACUACGAAAAAUUGAAACGAAUUGCCUCCGAAGUUCAGCAGUUCUGUACAGAUAACAACAACUACACCGAAAUCAUCGUCGAAACCGCUGCCAUCAAUCAACAUCAGAAUCCUAGCCUUAUCAACAAUAAUCCUAACAGCAAUCUAGUGAUAUCGAGUGUUCACAGCGCGAACCAUCAUGCGAUAUCGACGACCACCUCGUCGGAUGUGGUGACGACCACCUCCACGGCAAAGGUCAAAGCACCACGAUCAUCCAAGAAGUACAAGCGAUCUCUCAACAACAGUGCAAACACCACCAUCAGUAGUAGCAGCAGCAGAGCAAACAACAACAACAACAAUAGCAAUAUGAGUAACCUCAACACCACACCUGCUUCCAUUCUCAGUACGACGAACCACACCAACAAUCCUAGCCCCACGCACUGCAAUGGCCAACGGAAGGAACGCUCGCUACACUACUGCUCGAUCUGUUCAAAAGGCUUCAAAGACAAAUACUCCGUCAAUGUCCACAUCCGAACGCAUACCGGCGAAAAACCGUUUGCCUGUUCGCUUUGCGGUAAAAGUUUUCGUCAGAAAGCACAUCUGGCCAAACAUUACCAAACUCAUAUGGCCCAGAAGAACCCCUCCGGUAGUGUCAAAGGGAGCAAGCAGAACCGUGCCGCUGCAGACCAAGCAGCAGUUCAAGCGGCUGCUGCAGCGGCAACAGCAACUACAGUUCAUCAAACGCCGCAACAGCAGCAACAACAACAACCUCCUCCACAACUACCGACGGCGGGACCAGCGCUUGGCGGUCAGGCUCAAUCCGUAACGCCGACACCGAUCCUCCUCAAUACUGCCACCAUCGUCGCAAGCCGGUAAUAUCCUAACCAUCACACUGCAACUUAGAUAUAGCCGAAGCUACCGACUUCAAAUCCUAGAUCGCUAAGUUUACUAUACCGCUACCCUAGAUUCAACCGGCAAACCGGUUGAAGCGGAAUUCUUAUUCGUAUAAUGUUAGCCGCUUUGCCGGAUCCAAUUAACUGGGAUGAAACAUGAGGCUUUUCUUCCCAAUCCGAAAUUCAUUAGUAACGGCCCCGAUUGCUACGAUCGUUUGCCGGUGCGCGAUUGAGCCAACUGCCAACUCAGGUCAGGGUUGUACAAGCUGAUUGUCUGUCGCGGGUUCGAUUUCUGAUCUACAAACUAAUGCCGGUUAGACAGUGAAACUUAUCAGUAAAAAAUUGACGUUCCUAUUUUAUUGUAUUUAACCAGCCGCGUCGCGCAAACUUCCUUCUGAUUGUUAGUGCGUGUGAUAAGAGAACAAACGAACGAACGAACAGUCUAGUGGACGGAAAACAGGAAGUAAAAAAAAAGACCAGUGCGAAAAUCUCUUCCGAACAAAUUUUGACGCAAUGGUGGCUAGUAGAAUAGAUUUUUGACGUGUGGAAUUGUCACCGCUCCGAGAUGCGAUCCGUGGAACAAGGUUAAACAAGAAAAAACUUUCUACUGUGAUGUUUUUCCUUCCAACUUUGUGUUUAAGAGGCGAAUAUUGAACAUUGAACAUUUGCUAGGUUAACGGUUAUCGUCUAUAUUUAAAGCUAAACUUAAAGACCUUCACAAAACGGAACAAAAAACGACUUACGUUAAGUUUGAGGUUAAGAAACAGCUUCUAUCCAUUCUUGCCAUUUUUACUAGAAAACGUAAAACGUCAAGUAAAUAGUACUACUUAUGUAACGAAAACAAAAAAAAACGAUACUGCUCUACUGUUCAUUACCUAUUUUACGCUAUGUUUGUUAGCUCGUAGGUGUAAAAAGUUAUGUAAAUAAGUUUGUUCCAUACUCAAAACCGAACCUUAAUUGUGAGAUUAGAGCUCCACACUGUUUAUUACUGUAAUCGGUUAGAUUAGAAAAAAAAAUGUAAGGCUCGACAAAACUAAACAACAGAAAUGACCUAUUUCCAUUUCAGUAGUUAAACUGUUGAAUAUUUUGAAAUUUUUAGUGAUCUUUUAUUUUAUUUUUUGUUUUAUUUACCAAAAGUCACCCACGGUUACCGGCUCUAAUAUGGCUUGUGCUUUUUUUUUUUUUUGUUUUUCUUUGAGAUUAUUCGAUGAGAUUACCUAUUGGCGUUUUUGUUGAGUUAUUUCUUUCUCCAACUACCGAAAGAGAAAAAGAGAGAGAGAAACAGGUUAGCCGUCAAGAAGCAAUAUAUGGGAGAUGAAAAAUGUGAUUCUAUUUGAACCGAAACCAGAUGAGAUUGUUACUAUUUUUGUUGGAGAAUCUAAAAAGAAAUUCGUACUAAAAGAAGGAACGGAAGGAUGAUUGUUAGAAUACGAUUUAUUUUGAUUGACGAAAUAUCGAUAAACGGACGGAGAUACGUAUUUCAUCUGUUAUAGUUGAAAUUUAUUUAAAAUUGGUUACACUGUAAGUGAUAUCAUUUAGACAAAUAUAUAGUUAUAUUUUAUUACAGAAAAAAAUAUAUUUUAAACUCGUUUUGUACGUGUUUUUUUUUUGCAAUGCUAUGUUAAAUUGUUUAGACAUAUUUUUACUUUCUUUGAUCUACAUUAUCGAGAAGCAAUUGUAAUUGUAAAGGUUUUCUUCCGCAAAGUAUGCAUAGUUAAAUAUUUGUAGUAAACAUAUCGACCUGUAAACAUGCUCUACAUUUCUAGAUUAAAAAUGUCAAAUGUCGCAAAAAUUAUCAAUAAAACUGUUUGAACCA